AACGCUGAUACUCUGAUGGAUCUGAGGCCCUGCUCGCUGCUCCUGCUCUGCACGCUGGUGGUUGCCCUCGCUCUCCUGGCCCAGGAGGUGCUGGCCCAGCGUAUUUACACCAACACCUGGGCCGUGCUUGUCCCUGCUGGGCCCCAGGAGGCUGACAGGCUGGCCAGGAAGCAUGGAUUCCUCAACCUGGGCCCGAUCUUUGGUGACUAUUACCACUUCCGGCACCGCGGCGUGGUGAAGCGCUCCCUCUCACCACACCAGCCCUGGCACAGCCGCUUGGCCAGGGAACCACAGGUGCGGUGGCUGGAGCAGCAGGUGGCAAAGCGCAGGACCAAGAGAGAUGUUUUCAUAGAGCCCACAGACCCCAAGUUCCCGCAGCAGUGGUACCUGUACAACACGAACCAGAGGGACCUGAACGUGCGCCAGGCCUGGGAGCAGGGCUACACAGGCAAGGGCAUCGUGGUGUCCAUCCUGGAUGAUGGCAUUGAGAAGAAUCACCCUGACCUGGAGGGUAACUAUGAUCCAGGGGCGAGCUUUGACGUCAAUGACCAGGACCCAGACCCACAGCCCCGCUACACACAGAUGAAUGACAACAGACAUGGCACGCGCUGCGCCGGGGAAGUGGCUGCUGUGGCAAACAACGGCAUCUGCGGUGUCGGCGUCGCCUAUAAUGCCAGGAUUGGAGGUGUGCGCAUGCUGGAUGGGGAGGUGACUGAUGCUGUGGAGGCCCAUUCCCUGGGCCUCAACCCCAACCACAUCCACAUCUACAGUGCCAGCUGGGGCCCCGAGGAUGAUGGCAAGACCGUGGAUGGCCCGGCCCGGCUGGCAGAGGAGGCUUUCUUCCGAGGGGUCAGCCAGGGCCGAGGGGGGCUGGGCUCCAUCUUUGUCUGGGCAUCCGGGAACGGUGGCCGUGAGCACGACAGCUGCAACUGUGACGGUUACACCAACAGCAUCUACACCCUGUCCAUCAGCAGCACCACGCAGUACGGCAACGUGCCCUGGUACAGCGAGGCCUGCUCCUCCACCCUCGCCACCACCUACAGCAGCGGCAACCAGAACGAGAAGCAGAUCGUGACGACUGACCUCAGACAGAAAUGCACUGAGUCGCACACAGGGACAUCAGCCUCUGCGCCCCUGGCUGCUGGCAUCAUCGCCCUUGCCCUGGAAGCCAACAAGAACCUGACCUGGCGGGACAUGCAGCACUUGGUGGUGCAGACAUCGAAGCCAGCUCACCUCAAUGCCAAUGACUGGGUUACCAAUGGUGUUGGCCGCAAAGUCAGCCAUUCCUACGGCUAUGGCCUGCUGGAUGCUGGGGCCAUGGUGAGCCUGGCCAAGAACUGGACCACAGUGGGACCUCAGAGGAAGUGCGUCAUCGACGUCCUGACAGAGCCAAAGGACAUUGGGAAGCGCCUGGAGGUGCGGCGGAAGGUGGAUGCCUGCCUGGGGAAGGCCAACUACAUCAGCCGGCUGGAGCACGCACAAGCGCGCCUGACACUGUCCUACAACCGGCGUGGGGACCUGGCCAUCCACCUGGUCAGCCCCAUGGGCACCCGCUCCACCCUUCUGGCUGCCAGACCUCAUGACUUCUCAGCUGAUGGCUUCAAUGACUGGGCCUUCAUGACGACGCACUCGUGGGAUGAGGACCCCUCUGGAGAGUGGGUGCUGGAGAUUGAGAACACCAGUGAUGCCAACAACUAUGGCACUCUGACCAAGUUCACCCUUGUGCUGUAUGGGACGGCCACUGAUUCCCCCAGCCUCUCCAACCAGCUGGAGAGCAGCGGCUGCAAGACCCUGACCCCCAGCCAGACUUGCGUGGUCUGUGAGGAGGGCUACUACCUGCACCAGAAGAGCUGUCUGAAGCGCUGCCCACCCGGCUUUGCGCCUGGCAUCCAGAGCACGCACUACGAGCUGGAGAACAGUGUGGAGCCCAUCACGCCCCACCUCUGCCUGCCCUGCCACCCAUCCUGUGCCACCUGUGCCGGGCCAGGCCCCAACCAGUGCCUGACCUGCCCCGCGCACUCCCACUUCAGCAGCCUGGACCUCUCCUGCUCCCACCAGACACAGAGCAGCCGUGCGUCCCCUGCCCUGGCAGAUGGCGAGGGAUUGUCAGAGGCCUCUGCUCCGGCCAACCUGCCUGUCCUCAUCGCCAGUCUCAGCUGCGUCCUUAUCGUUGUCAUCUUUGUCACCAUCUUCCUGGUGCUGCAGGCACGCUCUGGCUUCAGCCUGCGGGGCGUGAAGGUCUACGCCCUGGACAGCGGAAUCAUCUCCUACAAGGGGCUGCCCUCUGACAUCUGGCAGGAAGAGGGCCCCUCGGAAUCGGACGGUGAGGAGUACGAGGUCCACAAUGAGAGGACUGCCUUCAUCAGAGACCAAAGUGCCCUUUGAUGAGCCCUCCUGCC
Indicator indicator is the source of this 2399-nucleotide messenger RNA. It is a transcript of the gene FURIN, whose product is annotated as furin, paired basic amino acid cleaving enzyme. Gene Ontology annotation, biological process: peptide hormone processing. The record is from RefSeq and is a predicted model, not a curated record. Lineage: Eukaryota; Metazoa; Chordata; Aves; Piciformes; Indicatoridae. Gene Ontology annotation, cellular component: trans-Golgi network; Golgi membrane. The transcript is spliced from 15 exons. Gene Ontology annotation, molecular function: serine-type endopeptidase activity. Bases 16 to 2385 code for a protein of 789 amino acids.